AUGGGUGAUAUGAUUGAACUUGAACCUUUAGAUGCACCAAACAUUCGAUUUCAAGAUGUACGAGAGAAUGUUAGAUGUAUCGAUUGGUGUAGAGGAGGUGUCGACGAUGAACAACAACAUUGCAAGUUGAGUGAAGACUCUUCACUUUUAACAGUAUCCAACGUAUACGGUUACGUGUUUGUAGUGAAUAAUAAGGGAUCGAUUGUCGUUCUAAAAGUAGACACUCUUCUCAAAUCACUAUUAUCAACUACAAAUAAACCAUCGAAAAAUGGAGCAGUAGACAUAUCAUCAUCUCAUAACAACAAAGAUUUAUUUGUUGCAACUAUCCAAGCACCUCUUAUCCCAGUCAAUGACAAGAAUUGCAAAGUUACAUUAUCAUUGUCACACGAUGACUUGUAUCUAGCUGUAGCUUUCAAUAAAUCAUUAAUGAUUUAUUCAAUUGUAGAUAUCAUUUCAAAUAAUAAAACACAACAACCAUUGGUCAAGAUUGAAUCGAGUAAAUUUGGAGACUCAAAUAUAAAUACUAUCGAAUGGAAGAAAGACGGUUAUCAACUAUUGAUCGUCACUCAGAAAAAUGAAUUGUAUCUCCACGAUAAACUAGAUGCAAAUAAUAUCACUCAUUUGAAAACAUCCUCUCCUAUUGUUACUGCAUGUUGGAACAAAGGAAAUACACCAGACGAAAUAUUUUUGGCAAACGUCGAUGGCAGUGUACACGUAAUUACACAAAAUAAUCCUUCUAAAACAAUUAGAUCAAUCCCCAAACAUCCAAGCAUUGGUGAUGAAUUUACAACAUAUUAUAUUAAAUUUAUAAAUGAUUUUAUUGUAUUGAAUUAUCAUUAUUAUGAGGAUGAAGAAAGUGGAUAUGAAAACAAUGAGAUUUAUAUUUAUGAAAGUAACCUAUCACCAAUUCCACAAGUUUAUUAUCCAGUUGCAAUGCCACGUGGAACUUUAAAUACAUUUCAUUUAGAUUUUAUUGCUGAAUGGAAAACUGCAUGUUUAUUAUCAAAUGAUGGAUCAGGAGUUGAAUUAUUUAAUAUUGUUGAUAAAAGUUGGACACCAUUAAAUUUAAAUGAUGAUAGUCGAUCUGAUAUAUCUAGAGAACGGUAUCCUACAGGCAUGUCAGUAGUUAGAUGCUUUAAUCAAAGUCCAACCAACGUAGAUGGAUUGAAUUUAAAGGAACCGUUUACAUCUCCAGUACCAUGUGUAUUGAUAUUGGAUACUGCUUGGGAUAUCAAUUGUUUUAAUCUAUUCAAUUUGGAUAUUAAAUCUACACCCAAUCUAAUUCAAUCUCCAAAACCACUCCCAAAAGUAUCAGCAGUAGUUCAGUCACCACCAUUAUCAUUGUUUAGUAAUCCAGCUACUAGUGGGUCACCACCAGUGCCAACUUUAUUUGGUGGUGGUAGUUUAAUUUCACAGACAUCACCAACAACAUCAUCAACAAAAGGAUCAGCAACAACCACUUUAUUUGGAAAUGGAUUAACAGCUUUACCUGGCACACCAACAGCUACUACACCAACCUUUAUGAGUUUACCUACUCCAACCAAUAUAUUCGGACCACCACCAUCAUCCACAACCAACAAGACGGCGACUAUCACCUCCUCUCAGCCACCAACCAACAUAUUUGGAACAUCAUCUACAAUCAACUUUGCAACUCCACCAUCUUCACAAUCUCCAAUAUUUGGCGGUUCUCCUCCUACUACCACCACCAACUUCAGUGUUUCACAACUUAAUAAUACAACCUCACCACCAACACCAUCAUCUAUAUUUUUCGGUAAACCUGCUGCUCCUGCUGGUACUGUUUCUGCAGUUACACCUCCAGCUAUUCAACCAUCCAAUUUAUUUGGUUCAACUACCAAACAAACUACUUCAGCUGCUGUUUUUGAUGGAGGAUUUAAAUCUCUUCAAACUACACCCACAGCCAAUAAUAAUAAUAAUAAUAAUAAUACUACGACUUCACCACAAAAUCAAAAUACAUCUUCACCAAUUAACCAUAACAAUACCAAUUCAUUACAAGUACAAAAACCACCAGGAAAAAAGAUUGCAAAAUCAUAUGAAGCAGCAAUGGGUCAAGGUCAAGGUCAAGGUCAUUCAGCAAUGUUUAAACCAAUUGAUACUCCAUCUAAACAAUCCAAUGCAUUGACGAUUGUAUCACCACCAAAACAAAAACAACAAAAGGCUCCUCACCAACUAUCAAACAAGCUGCAAAUCUGUAUUCGUCGUUACAAGUCAUCGAUUGUAUACACAUCACAAAACGAGUUGGCCAAAAAGAUAAAACAAAAUAUAGAGGCGUUUGAAAAACUAUCGAGUGGAGUCAACAAGUCGGUCGAUGCUACCGACAAGAUUAUCGACGACGUCAACUCGGUGGCCGAUAAUGGUCUCUACAACUAUGAACGUAUUGCUAAAGAGGUGGAUGUGUUGGCUGACACACUCGACGAGUUUAAGCAGUCGAUUGAAGAGACGAGCAAGCAAGCACAACUCACCAAAGCAAGCAACUUUAAGUCAUUGGCAUUGGCAACUGAUUUGGAAUUGCUGACUGAUUAUGUCGGACGUCCAGACUACCAACAAAUGCUGCUCAACCGUCCACUCGACCCCGAGAUCCAAGAAGCACGUGAGCGUAUCACUAAAUCAUAUGUUUCAAUGUCUGCAGACAUCCGUCGUGUCGAAGAGCAUUUGGAACAGACUCAAAGAGAUGCAACUAGUGAAUUCAACACAAUGACACCAUCUGCCUUUUUAUCACUCGUCUAUCAUACCAUUGAUAACCAUAAUCAAGUUGUCACCAAACAACAUGAUAUCCUAUCAACACUAUCAAAUAGAUUAAAGAAACGUACAAAUGUUGGACAACAUUCAAAUCUUUCAUCCUCAUCAUUGUAUGGACGUAGUAGUAUUGGUGGAAAGAGUAGUUGUCAUAAUAUGGGUAAUGGAAAGAUAUCAAAUGAUAAUGUAGACAAGUUGAGAGAAUACUUUUUACAAAAAAUGACAUUGGAAGAAAAGGAAAGAAAGGAAAAGGAACAACAACAACGACAAUUUAAACAACUAAAUGAUCGUGAUAGUGAUGAUGAAUCAGUCAAUCAGUUGGACAAGCAGUUAUCAAAUAUCAAGAUUACAACCAACCCAAUCAAGACUGAAGCAUACCAACUUUUAAUCAAGGGUUUGAAAGAGAAAAAGGUUCAUACGAUCAAACCAUUGUAUGGUAUCCACAAGAGAUACACAAGAUCAGAACAAAUUGCUCCACCAUCAGAUGACUUGUUACUACUAGAGUCUUCGUCAUCCAACAACAAGGGAAAUCAACGUGGUGAAGAGUUUAAUUUAAAUAUUACACCUUAUGAUGCAUUCGAGUCAUCAAAAUAUUCAUUCAAUCCUGCUUCAAAGAGAACUCCAAUUCAUUUUGAAGAUGAAAUUUAUGAUGAUGAUGAAGAUGAAUAUGAAGAAGAAGAAGAAGAAGGUGAAGAAGAAUAUGAGGAAGAUUAUGAAGAUGAAGGAGAGGAAUAUGAAGAAGAAGGAGGAGAAUAUGAAGAGGAAGAAGAGUACCAAGAAGGAGAAGAAGAAUAUGAAGAUGAUCAACAAGGUCAAGAAUAUGAUCGUUCAUAUAAUCAACCACCAUCUAAGAAAUCACCAGCUUCUAAUAAUAACAUUCCAUCUGGAAUGCCAAUUGUUUCACUUCCACAACCAACAACAACACAAAAAUCAAGUCCAUCACCCAAGACAUCACCUUUAAAUACUGCUUCUAGUUCUAUACCAACAUUUAACACAAAUUCAUUUGGUUCUGGUAUUGGAAUUGGUGGUGGUGCAAAUAGUCAACUUGAUACUGGUUUGUUUGGUCAAAAGUCAAUGCUCCCAUCUCAACCAAUAUCAUCUACUCCAUUGUUUGGUAAGCCUGUAAUGGGAACCACCACUAUUUCAUCUACAUCUCCAUUUAGUUCUUCGCUCACUGGAGCUACAACCACCAAACCAUCAUCCACACCAUCCAUUGUAUUCCCUGCAACUGUUGCUACAUCUUCACCAAUAUUUGGUGUUAAACCACCCGAUGCCACCACAGAAACAAAGCCAUCAUUAUUUGGAGGUGCCACUACCGCAGAGACAAAACCACCAUCAUUGUUUGGAGAUAAGACAGCCAGUUCAUUCCCAUCUACUUUAACUGAUACUAAACCAUCCACUACCACCACCACAGCCGCCGCCGCUACCACUACAGAGACAAAACCACCAUCAUUAUUUGGAGGUGCAACAUCACCACCAUCGUUAUUUGGAGGACCCACGUCAUCCAUAUUUGGUGUUAAACCAUCCGAUGCCACUGCCACCACCACAGAAACAAAGCCAUCAUUAUUUGGAGGUGCCACCUCACCAAUUUUCGAUGUUAAACCAUCUGAUGCUUCUGCCACUACUACAGAUACAAAACCACCAUCAUUGUUUGGAGCUACAUCCCCAUCAACCACUACCACCACCACCGCAGAGACUAAACCACCUUCAUCGAUAUUUGGAGGUUCAUCUACAGCUGCUCCAUCAUUGUUUGCACCAAAACCAUCAUCUACUGAACCAAAGGUUGAAGUAUCACCAAAACCAGAUGAAUCAAAACCAGACACCAAACCAGACCUAGUUGAAUCAAAGCCAAAGGAAGAGACAAAAAAACCAGAAGAACCAUCAAAACCAUCGCUAUUUGGAACUACUACUACUACAACCUUGACAGAUUCAAAACCAGAUACAGUACCAUCAUUAUUUGGUACCACUACUGCCAACAAGGAAAAGGAAAAGGAAUCAUCACCAUUAACAUUAUCAGACUUGACAUCAGCCAUUUCAAAGACUGAUGCUCUUCCAUCGUUGAGUCUUAACAGUGAUAAACCACCAGUAUCUACAUCUGCUGCAACUAUUUCAUUUGGUGAUCUUGGAUUUGGUGGAUCAAAGCCAGCAGCAACAACAACAUCAGCAACACCAUCAACUACACCAUUUGGGUUACCACCAUCAACUUCUUCUGUUGCAAGUACGAGCGGACCAUUUGGAGCUGCACAACCACCCGCAUCAACACCAUUUGGACAACAACCUCCAGCUGGUGUAUCAAUAUUUGGUAAGCCUGCUGCAACCACCACAGCUGCUGCUGCACCUUCAGUAGGUCCAUUUGGUCAACAACCAGUGGCUGCCACCCCAGGACCUGGUAUAUUUGGAGGACAACAACAACAACCAACCACUACUAGUGCAUUUGGAAAUCCAACUCCAACUGCUGCUGGCACAAGUGUAUUUGGUAGUGCAUUUGGACAACCCUCUGCUGCACCAGCAGUAGGCACAGCAAGUGUAUUUGGACAACAACAACCACCACAAACUGCUGGAACUAGUGUAUUUGGAGGUGGUGGACAACCAACCAGUGCAUUUGGCAGUACAUCGAGUGCACCAUUUGGACAACAACAAACUGGUGCUUUUGGUGGAUCAGUAUUUGGAGCACAAUCAUCAUCAGCAGCCUCACAAGGAAGUGUAUUUGGUAAACCUGCUCCACAACCACAGAGUGGAUCUGUGUUUGGCAGUCAGACAUCAACCCCAUCAGCAUCAUUUGGAUCAACAAGUGCAUUUGGGUCAACUAGUGCAUUUGGUGGAGGUAGUCAACCCACAACUCAAGCAGGCGGUGUAUUUGGAGGACAACAACAAUCCUCUGCACCAACCAGUGUAUUUGGAGGUGGAGGACAACAACAACAACCAUCCGCAUUUGGAGGUGCCAGUGCAUUUGGUGGACAACAACAACCAUCAGCAUUUGGACAACCCUCUGCUGCACCAUCGACCAGUGCAUUUGGAUCAACAAGCGCAUUUGGAUCAACAAGCGCAUUUGGACAACCCUCUGCUGCACCAACCAGCGCAUUUGGGUCAACUAGUGCAUUUGGUGGUGGUGGACAACAACAACCAUCAGCAUUUGGACAACCCUCUGCUGCACCAACCAGUGCAUUUGGAUCAACAGCACCAGCCCCUGCAUUUGGAUCAUCCAGUGUAUUUGGACAACAACAACCAUCUGCAUUUGGUCAAUCUUCUGCCUUUGGACAACAACCACAGAGUGGAUCUGUUUUUGGAAGUUCCUCCAAAGUAUUUGGAUCUGGUGCAGGUGCAAGUUCAACCUUUGCAAAUUUAGUUAACUUGGGGGAUGGAUAUAGAACCAGAGUUUAA
This is a messenger RNA of Cavenderia fasciculata, 6135 nucleotides long. RefSeq lists its product as uncharacterized. Gene Ontology annotation, molecular function: protein binding. The record is from RefSeq and is a predicted model, not a curated record. Lineage: Eukaryota; Evosea; Eumycetozoa; Acytosteliales; Cavenderiaceae. Bases 1 to 6135 code for a protein of 2044 amino acids. The transcript has 6 exons.